UCUCAUUAGUUAUGUAUCCAGCUUUAUGCAGGCAUCUCCUUUGAGACUCCCAUCUUGGGCAUUCCCUUUCUUGGUAGUAAUAAUUUAAAGGUACUUCUUACAUCUGAUGGCAUCAUAGAUUGAAUAGAAGAAGUAUGUUUUGGAUCUUUUAGUUUCAGCAUGAUGAGAUCGUGUCACUUCUUUUUACAGCUGCAUCAUGUUUCAUUGAAAGUAUGUAUUACGAUUUUUUAUGUUGUCCCUCUUUUUUGCUACCACAAACAAGUCUGGCAAGAAGAAGAGGAAAAUCACCAAAGCUGAACGAUUAAAGCAGCUACAAGAGGAGGAGGAAAGACGGCAAAAAGAGGAAGAGGAAGCCCGUGUGAAAUAUGAAAAAGAAGAAAUGGAAAGGCUUGAAAUACAACGGAUUGAGAAAGAAAAAUGGCAUCAACUUGAAGCAAAAGAUCUAGAAAGGAGACAUGAAGAACUUGAAGAACUUUGUUUAUUAGAAGGGUGUUUUCCUGAAGCAGAAAAAUUGAAACGAGAUACAAGAUUGCUUUCUCAGUGGAAACACUACAUUCAAUGUGAUGGGAGUCCUGAUCCUUCAAUAUCCCCAGAAAUUAAUACUUUCAUUAGCUUGUGGAAAGAGGAAACAAAUGAGACACUUGAGGAAGUAAUUGCAAAAAGCAAACUAGUGCUAAAGUUAAUUGAUAAAUUGAAAUUAAUUUUACUGGAAACGCCACCAUAUGAUUUGGAAGAUAAAAAUAUAAAACAGUACCAAGGAUCAAUUCUAGAACUCCAGGAGCUCCUUCAUCUUAAGUUUAACAUAGCCACAGAAAUACUUCUCAGAGCUAGUACAUUAGCAGAUCUGGACAGUGGAAAUAUGGAAAAAGUCAUUCAAGAUGAAAAUGUUACUCUAUAUGUGUGGGCAAACCUCAAGAAGAAUCCAAGGUACAAAAGUGUCAGAUUCUCUGAAACACAAAUUGGAUUUGAAAUUCCAAGGAUUUUGGCAACAAGUGACAUUGCUCUCCGCCUCCUACAUACUCACUAUGACCAUGUCACACCACUGCGCCCUGUUCCAACAUCAUUACGAGAAUAUACUGCCACAGUCAAUCACUUGGUCAAGGAUGAAGUUAAGUAUGAAGAAACAGCAGUCGACAAAGAGCUCCAAGAAGAGGGUAAACAACAAGAAAAUGAGUCUAACUCUGUUGAUGAAGAACAAACAAAAUUUGAAGAACAAAGUGGUAGUGAAGUACAAACGAGUUUUGUCCAGGAAGAAUCUGAAGCCACAAAAUGUGAAGUGGAGAUGAAAUUAUUAAGUGAAACAGUCUUAUCAGCACAGUUUUUGCUGAUAAAGAAUGCUAAUGAAAAGCCAUAUAUCUUUGAAGACAAUGAGGUUGAUUUAUGCCAAUUCACAACCCUCGGUGGAGUAUACCACUUGGAUAUUUUGGAGCUUCCCCCGCAGUGUAAACCAAUGAAAGGCUGGAUGAUUGUGGAAAUACUCAAAGAAGGAUUGCAGAAAUAUAUAUAUCCUCCAGAAACUACGGAAGACGUUGAAACAGAAAAUGCUUUCCCACCCAUAGAGGUGACACUUGAGGUUCAGGAGAAUGUAAUCUUGUUUGAGGACCCUAUGGUUGCAAGGUGGGAUGCUGAAGGUAAACAUUGGCAAACUGAUGGCAUCAGCAAUGUCUCUUACAAACCAGAAGACAGACUUGUAACAUUCAGCCUAGAAAUGCUUGGCCCUAUUACCUUGAUUCAGGAUGCUCAUAUUAACAUGCCAUUCCAGUCAUGGGAACUAACACCACUUGAUGUGGAUCAAGUACUUUUGACUGUGACUACAGUAUUUACUACGAUUCAAAUACAAAUUAAGGAAAACCUCUGCCUGUUAGCGUCAAUCACACUAAGUAACAAAAAGCAUUUCUCUAUUUUGGAAGGAAAAUGGAUGACUCCUAUUUCUUUCAUUUGUGCUUUGAAAGAAGCUGGAUUGAAUAUCUUCCCUAGUGAACACUCUCAUUUUUAUGUUGUUAUAAAUUAUAAGGAUCCUUUGAUAGAAAUGAAAGCUUAUCGGCAGCUGGCCCUGCUAAGUUCCGCUUUUGCAUUUGGUUGGAGCAAGUGGAAUAUAGUAUGUAGUUCAAAUAAAGUUAUAGUUAAGCUGAAGGAACACCUUAGUGAAAAACCUAUUCAGAAACCUAAUUGGACCCUUUUAAUGUUUAGUGGUGACAGAGCACAAAGGCUCAAGAUCAAUGAAAACAGUGAGACAUUCUCUGAAGCCCUUAAAGAAGAAACUGAGUUUCAUUCUACUUUAUAUCACAUGGUUAAGGAUUUUGCUUCCCAAAAAGCCAUGGAAAAAGUUAGGAGCUCCAGCUGCCAGCUGAUUGACUCUGUGUGCUAUAUGCUACUCUCGACCAGAGUGCUCAGCUAUUCUUAAUCCCCGCUGACAGAUUUUAUGCAGUAUGAAAAGUCAAGCAACCCAGAGCAAAAUCAGGCAUUUCUUCAAAAGCAAUGUAAUGAGUGACUGUAUUUCAAAAGGUUAUUAAAAUCUAAUAAGCAUUUUGUACUCAAAUUUUAUUUUUUAAAAAGUGGGGUUUUUUUCUUAUGAAUACUUGACCCACUGAAAAUGUUCACUUUUUACUCUAUUUGAAUAAAUUUUAACAAGCAAUAUGGAAUAUCUCCUCCUCAAAAAGCUCACUAAAAAUCAUAGGCAGGCUUCUUCCCCAUUGUAUUUUAGUCAGAGAGGAACUCACAGAAAGAAGGGAUGUUAAAUAUCUUGCAGUCCUUCUGAGACCCUGUGGUUCAAUGCUAUAAUUUCCCAGCUAAAAAUCACUAAUUUACAAAGUUCAGAUACUAAAACUUUAAAAAUCAAGACACAUACAUUAAGAUGUGCUAAGUCACACUGGUGGUGGUCCAUUGUGUUGGAGUCCGGUGAAUGGCCACAAGAUUUGCUCUAGAGACAUCCAGGAGUCCCCAUCUGGUAUGGGAGCAGCAUCCACAGACUUCUGGAAGAAUCGUCCAGUGAGGAAGCUCAUCAAAGCUGCAAACAGCACAAUGAAUGCAGCAGAAAGCCAGAGUGCCUUAUUCGCCUUUCUGAAGGAAGUCUUGAGGUUUGUUGCCCAGGCAGCUACUGUGUCAUAACUGUAAGGAAAAUACAAAUUCAGAAUUUGGCAAUGGCAACAUUUUGUUUUGCUAUUUGUACUGUUGGCUCCUUUUGCCAACAGUACCAGACAAGUCAUCACUCUGCCCUACCUAUCAAAAACACUGCCUGGCAAUAAGCUACGUAAUGUGCCUGCUGUCUUGGUUUGGCCCACAAUUUGCCCCACUUCCACCCCAAUAAUUUUUAGAAUUAGAGAAAUGACUUAAAGUUAAGAAAUGCUAUGGUGAUGAUCUGAAAAUUAGGUGACUCGGCCAUUAUUUAACUCCUAACAAGAACAUGUGAGUAUCUCAUUAUUUCAGUCAGGUAAGGCAACUAACAUUUUUGUGGAGCAUGGUAUGUGUGUAUAUACACAUGCCACUUAUUUCUCACCAUACCUGGGAUUUUUGCUAUAUUCAGGUGUAAACUAUUUUUAGUUUAAGAAAUGAGACACAAAAAAAAGCUUAUUAUAACAUCAUCUAUGUCUUAGCAUUUUGCAUGUUCUGCUGCUGUCAGCCCUAUCUUUUAGGUGAAGAAAUUGGUGCUUAAAAGUAGAUGAACUUGCUUUAGGCCAUCUGGCUCCAGAACCAAGUUCCUAAACCACCAGUUCAGGGAUAACUCCUGUAGACCAUGUGAAGUUUGUUUUUUUUCCUCUUAAAUUUAACAAUUUGAUAGGUCUUUUAGUACCUUGACUAAGAUUAAUACUGUUAACCCUGCCUCAUCUCUCCCCACUCCACAGAAAUAGGAUCAUUAGCAAGCAGACAACUUACAAUGAAGAGCCAUCCCAUUUUGACGGAUUAUUUCUCUUUUCAGAAAGACUUGGCUUUCUUGUCCUUUCUGCUAUUUCUUCUCCAGGUGGUUCUGAGUCAUCUUUAGUUCUAUAAAUAAGUAUUAAGUUUAAAUGUUUGAAAGUAUGGAUAAUAUACCAGAUUUAUAAAAAAUACUGCAAAUUUUAUUGUAUUACUAAAGCGGCUCUCAAGUAUUUGUUUUGCUUUAGAAAGAUUUGAUAUAUAAUUCUAAAAUCAAAUCACUAAAUUUUUAUUUCUAGGAAUUUAAUUUUAAAAACUUGCUAUAUCUAGAAAAAUGUGUUGUAGGAAGUUGGGAUAUUAGCCAAGGGGUGAGUAAAAAGGAGACAUUUACAAAGAACAUGUCGAAGUUCAUCAAUUAGCACCACUAAUAAUUAACCAGUAUUAUUAACCUGUGAUUUCUUUCUCUGCUUAUGUAUGUAACCAUACUUUAAAAAACAAAGGUGUAUAUUUCUUCCUCUGUUUUUCAUUAAACAUAUGGUAAAAUUUCUCUCCUUUUAUCACAUAAUACAUUAACAGUGGAUUUUAUGCUAAACUGGAGUAACGUCAUUGCUUCUUUAAAAAUCUUAAUUUUAAAAGUGUUUAUUCAGUGAGCUGGGAAAUAGAAAUUGGAUCAAAUAUAUUUUAAAUAAAAUCAUAUUGUCUAAAGAGUUGUUCCUUUAA
Molecule: messenger RNA, 4572 nt
Organism: Mustela lutreola (European mink)
Lineage: Eukaryota; Metazoa; Chordata; Mammalia; Carnivora; Mustelidae
Gene: DNAI7
Product: dynein axonemal intermediate chain 7
Exons: 15
Coding region: 230-2404 (724 amino acids)
Cellular component (GO): axoneme
Molecular function (GO): microtubule binding; beta-tubulin binding
Source: RefSeq, a predicted model, not a curated record